GGUUAUAAUCACUUCCACUCCUUGUCUGCACCGCCUCCAGGAACUGGAGCAGAAGGAGGCACCAGAAAAAGAGAGGGGAAAUAGUCUCUAUGAGAGUCUAUAAAGUGUAGAGGAAUGUCCUGGGGACCCACAAUAAUUAGGGUAUAACAUCUGCAACCCCCAACUCUUGACAAUACAGCUUCAUCUGGGGUGAAAGACUGGACUUUGCUCCCCCUCUCCCUCCCUUAGUCUGUGAGUUUUGCUGGCAGUGCCAAGCAGGGUGCUGGGUCCGUCAUCACUGUCACCCAUGCCUGGGGCAGCAUGGCUAUGCCGAGUAAAAGCGCAAGGUGGUUGCAGGAGGAGCUGCUGUCCGGAGGUAGAUCUUUGCUGCUGCUGGACUGUCGCCCCCAGGAGCGGUACCAAGUGUCCCAUAUUGAGAUGGCCAUCAGUGUGACUAUCCCGAGCCUCAUGCUGAGAAGACUGAAAAAGGGCAACUUGUCCAUCCGUUCAGUCAUCCCUAAUGACCGGGACAAGGAGCGAUUUGCCCGGCGCUGCCCGGCCGAUACGGUGCUGCUCUACGAUGAGGCCACGCUGGAUUGGCAGGAGAAGCACGUGUCCGGCUCGGUACUGGGCUUACUCCUUCACAAGCUACGAGAGGAUGGCUGCCAAGCCUACUAUCUGAGAGGUGGUUAUAAUAAAUUUCAGUUGGAAUAUCCAGAACAUUGUGAGCCCGGCCUUGACAAUGCUAGCCCCAGUGAAACGUUACCAGCACCAGUUCUUGGAUUAGGAGGGCUAAGGAUUAGUUCUGAUUGUUCUGAUGGCGAAUCAGACAGAGAACCAAGCAGUGCUACUGAACCGGAAGAGAGUCCCAUCCUCAUGAACCAUUCAACUUUCCCAGUCCAGAUACUGCCUUAUUUGUACCUUGGCUGCGCAAAAGAUUCCUCAAACUUGGACACAUUGGCUAAAUAUAAUAUCAAAUACAUCCUCAAUGUGACUCCUAACUUGCCAAACAUGUUUGAACAUAACGGAGAAUUCAAAUACAAACAGAUCCCCAUCUCUGAUCACUGGAGUCAAAAUCUUUCACAAUUUUUUCCCGAGGCAAUUUCAUUUAUUGACGAGGCUCGUUCAAAUAAAUGUGGAAUUUUGGUUCAUUGUUUAGCAGGCAUCAGUAGAUCUGUAACGGUCACUGUUGCUUAUCUUAUGCAGAAGCUUAACCUGUCCCUCAAUGAUGCCUAUGAUUUUGUGAAAAGGAAAAAGUCAAAUAUUUCUCCUAAUUUUAACUUCAUGGGACAACUGUUAGAUUUUGAAAGAACUCUUGGAUUAAAAAGUCCUUGUGAGAUCCGAUCUCCAGCCAACCAGCUGUACUUUACCACGCCAACCAGUCAUAACCUAUUUCAACUCGAUAGCUUGGAAUUAACAUGAUCUGAGGUGUAGGUAUUAAAACAGUGAAUCAAGUGUUUUAUUGUAAAUUCUGAACCUAUGAAAGAUGAAUGAUACUUUGCAAUCAUGAAUGAAAUGCCUGAAUGGAAGGUAUAUUAUUUGCCACUAUGAAAAUGUUUCCUCAAUAAUGGAUCAAAGACCUGUUUCAGAUAUUGCAAUGGACAUAUCUACAAUUGCCAAAAAAAAAAAACAUUCUACCUUCAGCUGAAAUCAAGUCUAAUAAUCAUAAAUCCAUACCAGCUUAUUAUUUUAUUCAUGAUGGCUUAUUUACUAGAGCAGAAUCGCAGUAUUUUUUUCAAGAGAUAGUUUUGGCUUCUGCAUAGACAAUAAAAAUCAGGCACGUCUCCAAACAGCAAAAAUACAUGAUGAAUUUUAAACAGAAAGUUGAACAGCAGAGCAUAGAGAACUGUCUUUAUGCUGCAUUAACAUUUUUUAAAAGCAGAUAAGCGGUUAUUUUUAUAAUAAUAUUUUCUUAUAAUUCUUCACUUUGCUCUAUUUGUUGCAUUGAGUCAGGGAAAGUAAAAAAAAUAGAAUGGUGCAAGGUUUACACCACUAAAA
Messenger RNA from Pelobates fuscus (common spadefoot toad), 1977 nucleotides. It is a transcript of the gene DUSP7, whose product is annotated as dual specificity phosphatase 7. Gene Ontology annotation, molecular function: protein tyrosine/threonine phosphatase activity; MAP kinase tyrosine/serine/threonine phosphatase activity; MAP kinase tyrosine phosphatase activity. Lineage: Eukaryota; Metazoa; Chordata; Amphibia; Anura; Pelobatidae. The transcript has 3 exons. Gene Ontology annotation, cellular component: cytoplasm; cytosol. The record is from RefSeq and is a predicted model, not a curated record. Gene Ontology annotation, biological process: protein dephosphorylation; negative regulation of MAPK cascade. The coding region runs from base 301 to 1401 and encodes 366 amino acids.